Fusarium oxysporum Fo47 is the source of this 825-nucleotide messenger RNA. Its product is annotated as bZIP transcription factor. Gene Ontology annotation, molecular function: DNA-binding transcription factor activity. Gene Ontology annotation, biological process: regulation of DNA-templated transcription. The transcript has a single exon. Lineage: Eukaryota; Fungi; Ascomycota; Sordariomycetes; Hypocreales; Nectriaceae. The record is from RefSeq and is a predicted model, not a curated record. The coding region runs from base 1 to 825 and encodes 274 amino acids.
AUGGCUCAAAGCGCCGCUCCACCAAUCGAUCUCAUGUACGAACCGCCAGCGAUUGACAACUUUGGCACCAGGCCUCAUCCUGAGUGGGAGCAAUAUUGGACCGCUGAACAGCCCAGCUUCCCAGGCCCGUCUGAAACCGCUGGCGGCAACUCCCAGCAUGAACACGAAAUCGAGGAUUUCGUUUUCAACUACGCAUAUACUCCUGCCUCAACCAAUUUAACCGGCUCUAUCUUCUCCCAGGAGUAUCCCAUACCACCACGAACUUCCGAGUUAACGAGCCCUGAAAAAUCCCCUAGCAAUUCGGACGAUCGAGGACGCUCUUCAACGCUGUCGGGCAUGCAGAAACGAAAACCCGACCACACCGAGUGCGCCCCGGCAAAGUCAUCGAGGCGCGGUUCCUCCAAGCACGCAACAGCAAAAGCAGCAGCAGAAGUUCACGGGGAUACGAAAAAGCGUGGCAGUAUCGACGAGGCUGCAGCGGUGAACCUUUCGUCUCCGUCUUUUAAUAAUAACAUAUAUACCAGAAAAGUUCAGGAGAGGAAUCGAACCGCGUCAAAUAAGCUUCGCGCCAGGAAGAAAGAAGAUGAGAGGAAACUCAAGUCUACCGAGAAGGACAUGGAGCAGAUUAAUCGCGACUUGUCAACCUGCGUGACAAACCUGACUCUUCAGGUUUAUAACCUUAAGAUGAAGCUCCUUCAACACGCCGACUGCGACUGCACUCUUAUCCAGGAGUACAUCACUAACGAAGCCCAUCGUUAUACCCAAGGCCUGGGAGACAAAAGGCAAUGCCAGCAACCUCAACCACACGAUCACUGUUCCAAUUAG